CAUCAUGGACGAGGUGGAGGACGGCGAUGAAGACCACAAAGAGACUCACAGGUGCGACAUGCUUGACUCUUCCUCCAGAAGAAUGAAGAAUUUAACACCAGGAGGGGGAGCAACAGCAGGGGCGCGCAGGAACUCCAACAACAAUGAUCUCCGCGUAGCGCACGACAAGGACUUCGCCUCUGUCUUGUGUAAAGGCGCCACGGAAUCCGCGUUCCUCCUGUGCCAGGGAGAUGUCUCCGGCUUUUGCGCCCCGGUCACCAGGGGUGGCGUGGACAAGUCCUCUGGAGCAGCCGCGUUUGAAGGAGAGGAUGGCACCGGACGGAGAUGCGUAAUCAACGGAGAUUGCAGAAGAGCCGCGAGCUUGUCCUCGACCCUCUCUAAACAGGAGAAGCAGACAGGUGGAGGUGGUCACUCCACCACCGCCAGCAUGGAUGGCUCGGUCACUCCUUUAGCACAGGGGCCAGGGGCUGAGACGGCGAGUUUAGGGGCCCCAACCUCCAAUGUUCCCAACGAGAAGGACUCGAGAGUUGCCUUCACAAACGCGCCGAGCAGAAAGUCGUCCUCACCUGCCCACGGAGCGACCCCGAACCAGCAGACAGGGAAUUCUGCCAGCUUUCCCAAGUUUGAGGAUGGACAGAUCAUGGCAGACGAUGGGGAAUCAAGAGACAAUCAAACUUACAUGCAGAGACAGUUCAGUUCCAUGCUACAGCCCGGGGUUAAUAAAUUCUCCCUGCGUAUGUUUGGGAGCCAAAAGGCAGUGGAGAAGGAGCAAGAACGGGUCAAAUCGGCCGGCAAUUGGAUUAUUCAUCCUUACAGUGAUUUCAGGUUCUACUGGGAUUUCACAAUGCUUAUGUUUAUGGUGGGCAACUUGAUUAUCAUCCCUGUGGGCAUCACCUUCUUCAAGGAGGAGACCUCCACUCCCUGGAUUAUCUUCAAUGUAGUGUCUGACACUUUCUUCCUCAUGGACCUGGUACUGAACUUUCGUACAGGCAUAGUCUAUGAAGAAAACACAGAGAUAAUACUGGACCCUGAAAAGAUCAAGAAGAAGUACCUGAAGUCGUGGUUUGUGGUGGACUUUGUCUCAUCCAUCCCGGUGGAUUAUAUCUUUCUCAUCGUAGAGAAAGGCAUCGACUCGGAGGUUUACAAGACGGCAAGGGCGUUGCGGAUUGUGCGUUUCACCAAGAUCCUCAGUCUACUGCGACUUCUUAGACUGUCCAGACUCAUUCGCUACAUCCAUCAAUGGGAGGAGAUUUUUCACAUGACCUAUGACCUGGCCAGCGCAGUUAUGCGCAUAAUCAAUCUCAUUGGCAUGAUGUUGCUGCUGUGCCACUGGGACGGCUGUCUGCAGUUCCUGGUGCCCAUGUUGCAGGACUUCCCUUCGGACUGUUGGGUGUCCCUGAACAAGAUGGUGAAUGACUCAUGGAGUGAGCUGUAUUCGUUUGCCCUGUUUAAAGCCAUGAGCCAUAUGCUGUGUAUUGGGUACGGACGCCAGGCCCCUGAGAGUAUGUCUGAUAUCUGGUUGACCAUGCUGAGUAUGAUUGUGGGAGCCACCUGCUACGCCAUGUUCAUUGGCCAUGCCACUGCCCUCAUACAGUCGUUGGACUCUUCCCGUCGCCAGUACCAGGAAAAGUACAAGCAAGUUGAGCAGUAUAUGUCUUUCCACAAACUUCCGGCCGAUUUCCGUCAGAAGAUCCACGAUUACUAUGAGCACAGAUACCAGGGCAAGAUGUUUGAUGAAGAAAGCAUUUUGGAAGAGUUGAACGAACCACUGCGAGAGGAAAUAGUCAACUUUAACUGUCGGAAGCUGGUGGCAUCCAUGCCGCUCUUCGCCAAUGCAGAUCCCAACUUUGUGACAGCCAUGUUAACAAAGCUUCGCUUCGAGGUCUUCCAACCAGCCGAUUACAUCGUUCGUGAGGGAACUAUAGGCAAAAAAAUGUACUUCAUUCAGCAUGGUGUAGUCAGCAUUCUGACCAAAGGGAAUAUUGGCAUGAAGCUCUCUGAUGGCUCCUACUUUGGGGAGAUUUGCCUGUUGACCCGCGGAAGAAGAACUGCCAGCGUUCGCGCAGACACCUACUGCCGUCUGUACUCACUCUCUGUAGACAACUUCAAUGAAGUACUGGAGGAGUACCCCAUGAUGAGGAGAGCAUUUGAGACAGUUGCCAUCGACCGCCUUGACCGCAUAGGAAAGAAGAACUCCAUCCUGAUGCACAAAGUACAGCACGAUCUCAACUCUGGGGUCUUCAACAACCACGAGAACGAGAUGAUUCAGGAGAUUGUAAAGUAUGAUCGGGAAAUGGUUAAAUUGGUGAAACAAGGGGACAUGCAGAGUUCUAGGGCCAUGUCAAUGACUCCUUCAACCCAUGGUAGCUUUUUUGCACCUUCCAGCCAACCCUCCACCAGUUCUGCAAUUGCCACUCUCCAGCAGGCUGUGGCCAUGAGCUUCUGCCCCCAGAUGGGCAACUCUCUAGUGGGAUCUGGUGCCGUCCAGUCUCCCCGGAUGGUGCGGCGCUUCCAGGUGGUCAAGAGCCAGACUCCCCCAGGCUCCCAGUACUCCACGUUAGCCCUGGCCUCAGCUCUUGCUAGCACACCUGUCCAUAGCCCUCUGGCCACAACUGGUCGAACUUUCCAGUAUGGGUCCAGCCCUCCUGGUGCACCCUCAGGCUCCCAGCUAUGCCUUGCACAGCAACACAUUCCCAGCCCCACACAUCGACCACAAGGCCCCAGGAGCACUCUAAGCCAGGAUGCCCGAGCUCUGUCCGCCUCCCAGCUAUCAUUGCCCCAAGAUUUGCUGCAACCAGUUGCCCCAAGUCCUCCCCAGUCCACCAGAGUCUCCUCCACAUCUAUUGGGCCCCCUCAGAAUCUUCUAGGCCCUGCAGGUCUUAGAGGUAGCAUCCCUCCCAGAAUGGCACUGCCCCACCAAAUGUCUGUAGGUGCAUUCCCUCCCGCUUCCCUCCCCCAGAUGAGAUCCAGCUUGGAUUCAGGACAGCCCAAGAAGGAUUCAAUAAUCAGCCUGCCAGAAACUGACCACCACAUGAGAUCUAGAUUGUCGUCAAAUUUGUGACCAUGAUGAGCUGGUGGGCACAGCCGGUGUACCUGUAGACUUUCCCUCCCCAAGAACAUUUCCCAUUUCUUUGUCACACCUUGGAUUCGACUCUCAGAAUGUAUGUAGUGUGACCGGUCACAAAAACUCUCAGACUUGAUAGCAUACAAUGAACAACAUGUCUGUAUACUUCUAAACAUGACUGGGACAUUUCCAUUGUACCUAUAAUAUAAACAUCACUGUAGCUGCCACCCAAACAGUUUGCCUCUUUUAAAUGGUUUUGUUUAUUGUAGCUGUUCACAAACAUUACAAAAUGUACCCACUCUUUUUUAUAUACUGUAGACCAAAUGAUGCAAACUGACAUGAAUACCAGUUUGCUUCUGCUCAUAAUGUAGGAGGUUAUUCCCUCUUCUCAACAUGAACCAGCUAGACAAUAUAUAUUUAACCUAUAAUGCACAAUAUUAGAAUUGUUAUAGGAAGAAAGACAAUGCUGUAUUAGACAGAUGGUCAUUGGAAUCCAGGUUCUGAAAAGGGAUGGAAUUGCAGUCCGUGUUUUUAUUUCUUAUUCCAUCAGACCAAAGUUGGGCCAAAAGAAAAUUGUUAACAUGAGGUGACAUGUAUAGGUGUCAAAUGAAAUGAAAGGAUAAAAAUCAAAUAUAAUUUCCUUGCCUUGAUUUUGACAAACUUUGUGUGACCAUGUUUGUGUUUCUUAGCUAUAAGUUCCACAAAAGAGCACAUUUCAUUCAUGCCCUUUUUAACAUUAGGACACAAAAUGAACUAAUAGUUUUGUAAUUAGGGUUCAUGAAAGUGAAUAUCACAGAUUAUUAACUAAUUAAACUGGUGCAGUACAAAGUCUAAUGACUGGGAUAAUAAUUUGCCCUUAUCUGGUGGAGUCAAAUGCAUUUAAGUCUUAAUUCCAAUGGACUUAAGUAGCUUUCUUCACAAAGGUCAGCUUUUAAAAAUCAAUUAUGAAUUUAUUUAAAAGAUUCAAUGAGUUUUUAAAAGACUAUGGCACUGUCCUAUAUUUAAAUUUGUUCUUCUUCACAAAAUACUCAUUGGUCAAAGCUUGAGCAAUUCUGAGGGGAUCACACAUGGGUAACAACAAAAUGUCCUGGUCCUAUUUUACUCUAAAAUCAAAAGAAACUAAUACAAUAUAUUUGCCAUAUAUAAAAUGAAGCCUUUUCUUUUUUGGGCAAUUACAAAUUUUUAUAUUGUAUUAUUUUCAUGAUAGCUACACCCAUUUAUGAUAUUCUCAUUACAGCAAUGAAAACAACAAAAAACAAAUUAUUAAAUAAAUUGAAAAGUAAAAAAAAAAAAAAUCUAUAUGCAAUAUUUAUACACACACACACACACACACACACACACACACACACACACACAUAUACAUAUAUAUAUACAUAUAUGUAUACACACACACGAUCAGCCACAACAUUAAAAACACCUGCCUA
Messenger RNA from Xyrauchen texanus (razorback sucker), 4488 nucleotides. RefSeq names its product potassium/sodium hyperpolarization-activated cyclic nucleotide-gated channel 1-like. NCBI's taxonomy places the organism in Eukaryota, Metazoa, Chordata, Actinopteri, Cypriniformes, Catostomidae. The transcript is spliced from 8 exons. The record is from RefSeq and is a predicted model, not a curated record. Gene Ontology annotation, biological process: transmembrane transport; potassium ion transport. Gene Ontology annotation, cellular component: membrane. Bases 5 to 3061 code for a protein of 1018 amino acids. Gene Ontology annotation, molecular function: voltage-gated potassium channel activity.